AUGGCAUCAAAUUUGGCCAAUAUCGGUCCACUAGUAAUUGCAGUUAUACGCCAUUUUUCACAUGGAUCUUCUGCUUAUGAGGCACCAUCGAUCUUAUUUAUAUUUAUCGUUGGUAUAACGAUUCCAUUUAUUCUGUCGUUUGUUUGGUCAAAUACUUUGUGGUUAUUUGGACAGCGUCGAAGUUUCUAUUUACUAAUAUGUUCGUUUUGUCUUGCUUUUGUUAAUUGUACAUCUUCUGUGACAUUUCUUCCAUUUGUAAACAGAUUUGAACCACAUUAUUUGAAUAUUUAUUUUGGCGGUGAAGCAUUAUCCUCGUUAAUUCCUGCUUUCUUAGGUAUAAUUCAAGGUGUUGGAAAAAAACCUGAAUGUAUCGCGGUUUUUGACGACAUAACACAUACUAUGCGUAUGGAAACAAAAUAUUAUUCACCAAGUUUCAGUGUUCAAAUUUAUCUAAUAUGUCUAUGUGGGAUUAUGCUGAUAUCACUUUUCUCAUUUAUUCUCUUAUUACGUAACAAAUCGAUUCAACAUAGUAAAUUACGAAGUACCAAAAAAGAAAUUGAAGAAAAAAUGAUGGCCCCUGAUUCACCUCAAAGCGUUCUAUUAGAACAAACUGAUGUUCAAGUUGCCAGUACAUCGGAAGAAAAAUUCUCUCUUCAAACAAUUAUUUAUCUCGGAUUUAUUCUUUGGAUAUCUAUAGUACUUAUUGGAUGUUUACCAUCAAUUAAUUCUUUUUCCUUAAAUCCAUAUGGAAUUGAUACAUUUCAUUAUGUUAUCAUUGCAUGUCAAUUUUGUUAUCCUCUCGUUAGUCUGGUAGCAGCAUUAAGACCCAAACUAUUUAAUAUGCCACCAGUGGGAAUUUACUUUAUAACUUUGUUAGGAACAAUAGCAUUUGUUUAUGUUUUUAUUACGGCUAAAUUAUCUCCAUGUUCUCCACUGGUCGAUCAUAUGUCUGGAAAAUGGUUAAUUAGUUUUGUUUGGAUAUUUAUCUAUAUUGUAUUUUAUUACGAACGUAUCUCAUUAGCAAAUUAUAUUAAUCGUACAUCCGGUCGUCGUGGAUUGUUUUGGUAUGGUUCAUUGACUCAAGCGGGAGCCUUUGUGGGUGCUGCUUUCAUAUUUAUAUUAACAUUAUUAAACUUAUUUAAAGAGCGAGAUGUUUGUCUAGAUUAUCCAUGUUCUAAAUCUUAA
Didymodactylos carnosus is the source of this 1185-nucleotide messenger RNA. The record is from the annotation of a GenBank genome assembly. Lineage: Eukaryota; Metazoa; Rotifera; Eurotatoria; Philodinida; Philodinidae.